UGCAAUGUAUUUUGACUCACACGUUUCAUUUUCCUACAUAAGACUAUACUUGCAAACAUCUUGUAUUAAUAAGAAUAUGCUAGGUACACAGUAUUAGACAGGAUUAGACGGUACUGUAUAUAAGCGAACACUUAGAUUUGCUUAUAUAUUGCAUUUCAUGCACCUGAAAUUCAAUACAGAUAUAGCUUUGUUUUGAGGUGUGAAGGAUAAAAACAUGGUGGUUAUAGCUGAUAAGAGUGGUGGUGGAGGUAGUAAUCCACCAGGGUUGGGAAGCUAUGGCCUCCAAGUGGUAACGGGGCGAUGGUUCAUGGUUUUUGCAUCCCUUCUGAUCAUGUCGAUGUCUGGUGCUACCUACAUGUUUGGUCUCUACUCCGGUGACAUCAAAUCGUCCCUUGGUUAUGAUCAAACAACCUUAAACUUGCUAAGCUUUUUCAAAGAUUUGGGAGGCAAUAUUGGGAUCAUAUCCGGGCUAAUCAUGGAGGUUACGCCACCUUGGGUAGUUCUUGCCAUGGGUGCUGCUAUGAACUUCGUUGGCUACUUCAUGAUAUGGCUUGCAGUAACUAAAAGAAUAGCUAAACCCGAAGUGUGGCAAACGUGUUUAUACAUAUGUAUUGGUUCAAAUUCUCAAGCAUUUGCCAACACUGGAGCAUUAGUUACAUGUGUAAAGAACUUCCCAGAGAGUCGGGGCGUCGUUUUAGGCCUCUUGAAAGGAUUUGUUGGCCUAAGUGGUGCAAUUCUUACACAACUAUUCCAUGCUUUUUAUGGAAACAAUACCAAGUCACUCAUAUUGCUCAUUGGUUGGCUUCCGGCAGCAGUUUCAUGCAUUUUUCUCCCAACAAUUAGAAUCCUGAAGAUUGUUGGACGAUCGAAUGAACUCAAAAUCUUCUACCGUCUACUCUAUCUAUCGCUUGCUCUUGCCGGAUUUCUCAUGAUCAUUAUUAUUGUGCAGAAUAUAUCCAUCUUUAAAAGGGCAGAGUAUGCAGGCAGCGUCUCGGUUGUGAUCAUAUUACUCCUUGCCCCACUAGCCGUUGUACUCAGAGAGGAGUUCAAAAUUUGGAAAACCAAGAAACAAAUGUUUGAUGAUGCUUCUGAUAAUCUGAAAGUGGCGACAGAAAAUCCUCCAUCGAUCGAAUUACCGCACAAUCAGGCAACACAACCAGCUACCAACAGUCCACAGCAUCAACAAAAUCCCCUUUCGGCAAUACAACCAGAUGCCAACACUCAGCAUCCUGUUUCGUGCUGGAACAAUGUAUUCAGGCCACCGGAGAGAGGGUCCGACUACACCAUAUUGCAAGCACUGUUCAGCAUCGACAUGUUGAUUCUCUUUAUUGUCACAGCAUUCGGGGUUGGAGGGACCUUGACCGCCAUUGAUAAUCUAGGCCAAAUUGGCGGGUCCCUAGGCUAUCCAAGUAAAAGCAUCUCCACAUUCAUAUCACUUGUCAGCAUAUGGAAUUAUCUUGGAAGAGUAACUUCAGGAUUUGGUUCAGAAAUUUUGUUGGCUAAGUACCAAUUCCCACGUCCUCUGAUGCUCACAUUGGUACUUCUCCUCUCUUGCGCUGGCCAUCUUCUCAUUGCAUUUGGUGUCCCAAAUUCACUCUAUGUUGCCUCAGUAAUCAUGGGAUUCUGCUUUGGAGCGCAAUGGCCACUGAUAUAUGCAAUCAUAUCAGAAUUAUUUGGGUUGAAAUACUACUCCACAUUGUACAACAUUGGUGCCGCUGCCAGCCCAGUUGGAGCUUACAUGCUCAAUGUAAGAGUUGCAGGCAAUCUGUAUGACAAAAUGGCUAUGAAGCAAUUGGCAGCUAAAGGGCUAGCUCGGAAACAAGGCGAAGAUCUGUCGUGCAACGGUACUGAUUGUUACAAGUUGGCUUUUCUGAUUAUCACGGUUGCUACAGUAAUUGGGAGCAUCGUUUCUUUCGUUUUGGUGAUUAGAACAAGAAAAUUCUACAAAGGUGAUAUAUACAAGAAGUUCCGUGAACAAGCCGAAAGAAGCAACCAACACUGAAAUAAUGGCCUCCCGACCCUGGAACCAUAGGAUUGAAUGGUACUAGAUAGUAUUACUAUGAUCUUAUCCUCAUUUGUUGACUUUUUGGUCAUUUUCUAUCAAUGCGAUAUGUUGUCGAUGUAGUAACAUGGCGACAAUAUACAAGUAGUCAUAUGUAGUUUUGUGCUUGCUUAUGUGAUGGUUUUGAAGAUAUGGCAUGACUUGCCUUCUCUUUAAGGCGGUUCUUUGGGUUGGAAAAAUAAUCAGUUGCA
Olea europaea var. sylvestris is the source of this 2253-nucleotide messenger RNA. RefSeq names its product protein NUCLEAR FUSION DEFECTIVE 4-like. The record is from RefSeq and is a predicted model, not a curated record. Gene Ontology annotation, biological process: transmembrane transport. NCBI's taxonomy places the organism in Eukaryota, Viridiplantae, Streptophyta, Magnoliopsida, Lamiales, Oleaceae. Gene Ontology annotation, molecular function: transmembrane transporter activity. The transcript has a single exon. Bases 215 to 2002 code for a protein of 595 amino acids. Gene Ontology annotation, cellular component: membrane.